Molecule: messenger RNA, 783 nt
Organism: Aspergillus thermomutatus
Lineage: Eukaryota; Fungi; Ascomycota; Eurotiomycetes; Eurotiales; Aspergillaceae
Exons: 2
Coding region: 1-783 (260 amino acids)
Source: RefSeq, a predicted model, not a curated record
AUGUUGACCGACUCUCCAGAGCUUCGGAGAACUACUAUUCUUCCGAUUCAUAACGAUAUACGCGCUAUCCUCAGGAUACAUGGGUUUCCUGAGCAUGUGGAAUUCGUGCCGUAUGUGGAUGGCGUUACUUCGACUGCCAUCACCAGGAUAUACUCGACUAUGAAAAAGCUCGAGCAAGAUGCCCAUAGCGUUCCGAGAGGCGACAUCGCAGUGAAUCUGCUCCGUGUCAUCCUACAGGCUGUGGAUAAUCACCCAAGACGCCUCAGGCCAGCAAGAGAUGACAUUGCCAACCUUCUCAACGCGAAGGGCAUUACAAAUAUGUUCGUCAAGGAGGUCAUGGACGCGAAGAUAGCAAUGGUUUGGGAAACGGUCGGCACAGUGAAAGGAUUCAUUGAGCAUCGGGCGAGCAACAAGAGUCUCUGGGCGGAGGUUGAGGAGGUGGCCAAGACCGCGGCAAAGACUGCUGCGCGAACGAAGGGAGCCUGGGUGAUAGUGGAGAACCAAUGGGGCGCAGAGGUCACCAAGCAUCUAACUCAUGUCCACACUGGACACCACUAUGCAAGAAAUGUGGCCUCACUGGCGCAGAACAUGCAAGAGGUUCGCGGGGGGGUUCGCACCAUCCCAAAGGACUUCGGCUGUGCUGUGAAGAAACCGCCCAAGGAAUCCAAGCUUACAGAUGACGAGCUUAGGAAGAUCAAAGGGAAGCUGGACGCGUUCGGUCUUCUUGUCCCUGAAGAUGAUGAUGAUUCUCCCAAGCUGCAGGAACCAACUGGGCUGGCUUGA